AUGCUGUCCAAGCAUCUCAAGGUCGCCUUGACCAUUCUCAGUCUUUCGCUCGUGGCUACCGCCUCCACUCCCCGCCAUUUGGUUCGCCGAGGAGACCCCGAGUCUUACUGCCCUAGCUUUGGCGACAUCACAGAUGACGAGCGCCUAUCUCUCUUCAAUGCGUUCACUCAAAUGCUCUUCGACGCAGCAAACAAUAAGGAUGCAGAUGAGGUCGGCCUUGCAUUCUCGAAAUAUGUGUCGCCUGAAUUGAUCGAGCAUACCGCGUCUGCCAGCAGUUACGGUGCCGAUGUGGGCUUCCUCUCAACAUUGCUGCCCGGCACCACCGUUACUCCUAUCGGCGGGCUGAGCGGAUGCUUUAAUUCGACAAAUGGAGAUCCAAUUUGCACCAUCCACUACGCCGCCAGACCAGACGGUUCAUCCUCGCUCAUUCCGAAUGUCACUGCUAUUUCGGAUUUUUACCGCUAUGACGGUUCUUGCAUUGUAGAGCACUGGGACUCCACCUACAUUGCGAGUGCCACGACCACGAACCCCAACUUCCCUGGCUCUCCCUAG
Verruconis gallopava is the source of this 552-nucleotide messenger RNA. RefSeq lists its product as uncharacterized. NCBI's taxonomy places the organism in Eukaryota, Fungi, Ascomycota, Dothideomycetes, Venturiales, Sympoventuriaceae. The record is from RefSeq and is a predicted model, not a curated record. Bases 1 to 552 code for a protein of 183 amino acids. The transcript has a single exon.